Messenger RNA from Pocillopora meandrina, 1047 nucleotides. The record is from the annotation of a GenBank genome assembly. Lineage: Eukaryota; Metazoa; Cnidaria; Anthozoa; Scleractinia; Pocilloporidae.
AUGAACGAGACUGCUGAAUCACAUCACGAUGAACACGGACAUUUUGAAGGAAUUCCAACAGCAUCAGUCGCGCUUUUGGCAGGAAUUUGUAGCGCUUUGCUUGGCUUCUUUUCAUUCGCAACAAACAGUGUUCUUCUAUGGACACUUUUCAAAGAUCCGUACAUGUAUUUCCGAGUGCGCCCCACAACUUUUCUCGUGGCAAGCCUCUCGUUAAGUGAUUUACUUGGAGGAAGUUUCGUGCAGCCUUUGUACUCAACAUACAUGCUUUGCCAUCCAUGUGGAGUGAAUUUACCAAACCUACACAAGAUUUCUACUGUUUCUUCUCAUAUUAGCACCAAAAUAUCAAUUUCAACGGUCGUGGCGUUAUCAGUGGAUAGAUUUCUGGCUAUAAAGCUUAUUUGGAAGUAUAGGGCGCUUAUAACAGUGCGAAAGGUCGUCACAUGUAACAUUUUGAUAUGGCUCUUUUGUGGGCUGUUUGAAGCAUGGCACUCAAUGAGUACAUCAGAGGAAAUAUUCCACACAGUGGAUCUUCAUCUUCAGUCUACGGCUCCACUGACAAUACUUUGCGUCAUCAACGCAGCGACUUAUAUUGAAUUCCGCCGAUAUUCAAGAAACGUCACGUUCAUGCAGCAUGAUAAUGGAGGAAGAUCGCGCGUUUUUGCUCGGAACAUCCGUCUGGAAAAAAAGAUCGUUUUGACAAUUAUCCUGAUCACAAUCGUGUUGUUUUUAUCAAUUAUACCCUACCUAAUUGUUACUAACUUGGAGGAGCGGUGUCUCGAGGAACAAAGCAAUGUGUGUGAUGGGCUAGCUUUUGAAAUAACAAGAGCUCUAUCAAUGUCGAUGUUGUGCGUUAGCUGCGCUGUAAAUCCGUUUCUAUACGCGUGGAGAAUACCGCAGUAUCGACAAGCGCUAAGAGCUGUUUGCCGCACAACUUUUAGCAGGUGUGGGCAACGGAACCGAACUACGUGUAUUAGUAAAGGUUUAUCAGACUUUCCUAAUGCUUUAGGCCCUGGAGGUUUAAUCGAACAGAACACUCCUGUAGGGGAU